GCUUCAAUUUGUAAAUAAUCACAUACCUUUGUUUUUCCGAUCGCCUUACAUUUUAUCUUUUUGUUUGCCAGUUUUUAAGUGAAAAUAAGUGCUUAAUAGUUUCUAAGCACAACAUGGAACAAACACAGACUACUAAACACAUAGAUUUGGCGGAUCAACAUGGUGACCAAGGGGAAAAGAGCAAUAAUGCCGGCAACUUGGUGGCAGCAGAACUAGAGGAGGCGGGGAAGACUGUAAGCCAAGAAGAGAAAUUUUACGGUAAAAUAGGAAUGCAAACACACAUCAUUUGCAACGAAGAAAGUAUCUGCGUAUGCCCCCAACUGGAGGCGGAGGCCAUCAAUGACAACCGUCAGCUGCUGGAGUUUCGGGUGCGGAGCAGGAACAUCGACUGGAGUCGCUUCGUGCAGCCGCUGGACACGAGUGUGCGUUCGGGAGCGGUUUAUUUGGGCCACCAGGUGGACUUGCUGUACAGCACCCGGCGCCCAGUGACCGAUGAGAACCGCAGGGAGCUGCUCGUCUGCCACGAUAUGAUGGGGAACUACCUCGAGGAUCGGCACUUUCAUAGCUCAGAGAAGUACGACGACUACAGAUUCCAGCACUGGUCGGCCGUGGAUUACUUCUGCUACUUCAGCCACAAGUACGUGACCAUUCCGCCCAGCGGCUGGCUGAAUGCCGCUCAUCGUCAUGGAGUUCCAGUGCUGGGCACUUUCAUAGUGGAGUCUGCCGGACCCCUGGACGAGGUCCUGGCCAGCGAGGAGAGUGUGAGCCGAACGGUGGCGGCUCUGACACGUCUCUGCCUGCACUUUGGCUUUGAGGGAUGGCUGGUCAAUGUGGAGGUACGGGUACCCCAGCAGAACAUGCCUAAUUUGUAUCGUUUUGUGCAGGAACUGACCACCGAGACAGAGUCCCGGGUGCCACAUGGUCGAGUCUUUUGGUACGACAGCGUCACCGAAAGCGGAGAUCUCAAUUGGCAGAACGAGUUGAAUCCGCGCAAUGCCGAGUUUUUCCGCCGCAGCCAUGGAACGCUGGUCAACUACGCUUGGAGCGAUCAGCAUUUGGAACGCAGUGCCAGGCAGGUGGAGCAGGAGAAAUCCCAGCGGCAUCGCGUCUUUAUGGGCCUGGAUGUCUUUGGCCGGAGCCGAAAGGGCGGCUUUCAGACUAUGGAAAGCAUGAACAAGAUAGCCGGAAUGGGCUUCUCGGCGGGUAUCUUUGCUCCCGGCUGGUCAUUCGAGACCCUUGGCUCCUAUGGCUAUAAUAUCAAGAACUCCCGCGGAGAUGAGCAGACAAACGCCGCCUUUCUGGCCAGGAACGAGGCCUGGUGGUCACGCAUUUGGCCAGCUCUGGCCACUCAUCCCUAUCGAUCGCUGCCCUUCUUCACGGAUUUUUGUGUGGGUUCCGGUCUCCGGAACUACGACUGCGGUACCAGGACCUCGGAUUCCGGACGCUCCUUCUUCAAUCUGUCGCGACAGUCGCUGCAGCCGUCGAUUCCGCUGGACAAGAACGCUGUGCACGACUUCGAAACGGCCUUCUCGGGCAGCUGUUCACUUCUUGUGACCAACUACGACCGAGCCUUUCGGCUCUUUGUCACGGACUUUGUGCUAACCCGGGGUGUGCUCCUACUGGGUUAUGCCUUUAAAUUUGGAGGAAUUGGAAGUGAGUACCACUUUUUUGAAGUGGUUGCUCGUGUGACUCCGCUACGUAGAAACGAUCGCUUGAAGGAGGAGCUGUACCUGGUAUGCAGCGAGUACAAUGGAUCGACUCUGUCGCCACAUCGCUGCUUUCUCUCCCCGGUAGUGGAUCCCCUGCCUCCGGGCAUAGUUCAUGCCAAGUUGCCUCAGCAAACCCGAAUGCAGGGAGAGGGCUGGCAUGUGCGUUACUUCCUUGCCAAGUUCGAUGGACCCGUACGGGUCGAAGAUAUAGGAGUAAAAUGCCACAGACCGACGGGAUCCCAGGCAUCGGCUCACCUCGGGGCCGUUUUCGUUGAGGCACCAACCCUCGAAGAUUGGAAUGCAACUUCGUCGCAGCGAAAGGAGGAAAUUGAUGUCUACCGCCGGGAUAUGUGGAAGAGGAGUCAUGUGACCAACUAAUUGGUUGAUUUUAGUUUAGU
Drosophila serrata is the source of this 2107-nucleotide messenger RNA. It is a transcript of the gene ENGase, whose product is annotated as cytosolic endo-beta-N-acetylglucosaminidase. NCBI's taxonomy places the organism in Eukaryota, Metazoa, Arthropoda, Insecta, Diptera, Drosophilidae. The record is from RefSeq and is a predicted model, not a curated record. Gene Ontology annotation, molecular function: mannosyl-glycoprotein endo-beta-N-acetylglucosaminidase activity. Gene Ontology annotation, biological process: protein deglycosylation. Gene Ontology annotation, cellular component: cytoplasm.